GGGCCCUCUGCGUGCGUCACCCGCUCCUCUGGACGGGCUUUAAGGAGGGCUUGACGCUGCCCUGCCUUAAUUUAUAGCUAUGUGCUAUGUAGGUCCUUCCUCCUGGGUGGCCUGGGGGUGGUAUGGAGAGGCUGGUGGGGUAAAUAACCCUGUGCCCUGGCUUUAUCUGAAAGCAAUCAAGAGGAAAGGCACGUCUCCUGCGCUGGUGGGGCUGAGCCUGGAUGCUCCCCUCCCCAGGAAGGGGGUCAGGGAUCUCUUCCCCCCGGCCCUUACCCGGGCACACAGCCAGCAUCGCAGAGGCGCUGGGGGGGGCUGAGGGGACUCAACUUUCCUUUCUGACUGCCCCAGCCCCAUGGGGGCUGCCACCGAGGUGAGGAUUUGUCCCUGGAGCUUCAGGACACUGGGAGGGAUCUGAGCUGGGAGUCCAGGCUCCGGCAGCCUGCCGAUGGAGGGGAAUCCCUGGCAAAGUGUAAAGCCCCGUUUGCGGGGUGGCCUGCCUGAGCACAGGUUUCACUGCUCGGCUUAUUUCCUGCUCAGUGCUCACUUAGCAUCUCUAAUAUCCCAGGCAGCGAGCGUAACAGGCAGACACAGCGUAGCGGGUACCUGCAAGGUGUCUGAAAACAGCCAGACUGGACGUGGCACUGGCGCAGUCCCGUCGAGGAGCUGAGUUUUGCAGUUAAUAUUCUCUGUGUCUCCUCGCCACCUUUGUUUUGGAAGCGACUGGCCCUCUAACUGCAUUGAAUUGCCCGGCUACCUUGCACAGCCGGGAUCUAAUUACCUCUGGAGCUGGGAGCCCCAUCUCCAAGAGGCACCCAGGCUUUUGUUUUUAAUGACUUGCUGUGCUGCAUUCAGAGGGUGACAAUGUAGGGGAGCCCGCCAGGACCGGCUGCUGGUGCCACCGUGCUCGCACCGUCAUGGCUGGGAAAGCUGAUAGGAGUUGGGAUGUCUUGGGCCAAGCAUCUGUGUCACGGCGCUGGGUUGAAAACAGAAUAAAUGGGUCUAGCAAUGAGCACAGCUCUCUGCCGUGUCCUGGGAAACAAUCUGGAUCGUGUCCUUCUCUAUCGUGAUGCUCUGGCAGAGGGAAAGCGUGGUCAAAUCCAUCUGUACACCCCCAACCUGUGGCAGGGCAGCCCCCAGAAGGAGCAAGGAGCUGAGGGGGACCGGGCUCUCGCCUCCCUCGCCGUGCCGCAAGCUAUCUCCGGCCUCCUGUUAAUGUUUACAAGGCAGGUCUGGCGUCGUCUGUCCAAAGACCAGAAACCUCCCCAGCUCUCCCCAGGAUCCUGCUUCGCUGGCCGGGGCAGGGCCACAGGACGGUCGCAGGGAGGAAAAACGCAGCUCCCCGCUGCCUCUGUAACGCUGCCGGCCCCGCUCUCCCUCCAGCCAGCUCCGGCUCCACUUCCCUUCUCGCGGGCGCAGAUGAGUAAUGCCACGCGUGCCUUGUCCUCUCCCAUGGCACCCGGCACCCCGGGGCCCGGCACGGCAGCCAGGCUGGCCUUGGCUUCCCCAUCCCCGGCCCUCGUCCUGCUCACGGCCGCCCACAACAGCUCUGAGAAUGGCCAGCAGCUUUUCCUGACCACGACAGCAGCACAGGUCAUCUCUGGCAUCUUCGUGUGGUCGGCGCUCAUCGUCACCUUCCACCAGAUCUACACGCACCUGAGGAAUUACACCAUCCCCAAGGAGCAGCGCUACAUCAUCCGCAUCCUAUUCAUUGUGCCCAUCUAUGCCUUCGACUCUUGGCUCAGCCUCCUCCUCCUCGGCAGCCACCAGUACUAUGUCUACUUUGACUCGGUGCGUGACUGCUACGAAGCUUUCGUGAUUUACAGCUUCCUGAGCCUGUGCUUCGAGUACCUUGGUGGGGAGAGCACGAUCAUGGCAGAGAUCCGAGGGAAGCCCAUUGCGUCCAGCUGCUUUUAUGGGACCUGCUGCCUUCAGGGUAUGUCCUACUCCAUCGGGUUCCUGCGCUUCUGCAAGCAGGCCACGCUGCAGUUCUGCAUUGUGAAACCCCUCAUGGCGAUCAUCACCAUCAUCCUGCAGGCGUUUGGGAAGUACCACGACGGGGACUUCAAUGUCCAAAGCGGCUACCUCUACAUCACCAUCAUCUACAACUUCUCCGUCAGCCUGGCGCUGUACGCCCUCUUCCUCUUCUACUUCGCCACCAUGGACCUGCUGCGCCCGUUUGAGCCGGUCCUCAAGUUCAUCACCAUCAAGGCAGUCAUCUUCCUCUCCUUCUGGCAAGGGACAUUGCUUGCAAUCCUGGAGAAAUGUGGGGUGAUCCCUGAAGUUCAGAUCAUCGAUGGGAAGGAGGUGGGAGCUGGGACGGUGGCUGCUGGCUACCAGAACUUCAUCAUCUGCAUUGAGAUGCUCUUUGCUUCCAUUGCCCUGCGCUAUGCGUUCACCUGCCAGGUGUACAGAGAAAAGAAAGAAAACUCAACAGCAAACCUUGCCCCGAUGCAGAGCAUCUCGAGCGGGCUAAAGGAGACCAUAAGCCCCCAGGACAUCGUGCAGGAUGCAAUCCACAACUUCUCGCCCGCAUACCAGCAGUACACCCAGCAGUCCAUGCAGGAGGCAGAGCGCAAAGCGCCGGGAGAGAACGGGCACGUGGUCUCCAAGGUGGAGGGACUGAGCGGCAGAAAGAGCAAAAACAUUGAGAAAAGAGUGCUGAUCCUGUCGGAUGAGGAGCUGUAGGAGACGUCAGAGGUGACAGUGAUACUGGAGAGGUUUAAACCCAUGCAAAUGGGAGCUGUCUGAAGGCUGAGACAACCUGGUCUAAUUGGAGUACCGAGAAGCCAGGAAUUCUACCUGAAAAGCCAGCCUCUUGAAGGGAAGAUGCAAUAACCCAGGGAAAGGUUAAAUCAAACAGUGCCAGCUUCUGCUGUCCCAUCUCUACUGGUGUUAGGGACUAGGCUGACUCUGCUCCUGCGACUAAGCAGCCUUGCCUUGCUGUCUGGGCUUUGCGGCCCCACUGCUGGUGUCUCGAUGCCAGCCCUGGGGGAUGCCAGGAAGGGAGGGGAGCCAGGCUGCAAGACGGACCAGCCGCCCUCGCCCUCCUCUUACCUCCAAACAGUGCUGAGGCCUGCCAGAAAUGCUUUUCUCAGCACAGUUCUGCUCUAGUUUCUCCCAAUUUGAGUAAAAAAAUGAUCUCAAAGGGCCCCGUGGAGAAAACCAGCCCAGGAAGGUGACUUCACUUCACCUCAAAACCCGGUAACGGCUGAAAGACGUCAUUCCUUAUUUUUACAUCUUCUCCCCUCUCCUUCUCCCAGAAAAGCCUACGGAGUUGUGCAGAAGACCUUUACUAGGGAGGAAGAGUAAGUCCUCCUCUUCUCCCUCCAGAUGGGGAUGCAGCUGCCCGAGUAACUCCCCUGGGAGCAGCAGUGAGGUCCCACUCGGGGCUAACGCACGGUCUCGGUCUCGCAGCUGCAUUUCUGAGAGCUGCCUGUGACAGAAGCGCUUGUUUAUGUCUAAACCGACUUAUCUCUGAAUGGAUCAGAAGUUAAAAGGGACUCGAGCUUCCUUAUCAGAGGCUUUAUUAGGAACCAGACUGUGACUGGUGGUGGUAGGAAUGCACUUAUUGCAAACUGUCUGUUCCUCCUAACCCCCGUCCCUGGGCUUUGCCCAACCUGUGGGAGGGCAGGCAGGAGCCAAGCCGGCCGGGUGAUGGUGGCGGGGACAGAGGGGUGGCUGGGGGCUGCCGCCGCUCGGGGCACGACCGCU
Messenger RNA from Egretta garzetta (little egret), 3711 nucleotides. It is a transcript of the gene TMEM184A, whose product is annotated as transmembrane protein 184A. Lineage: Eukaryota; Metazoa; Chordata; Aves; Pelecaniformes; Ardeidae. Gene Ontology annotation, cellular component: early endosome membrane. Gene Ontology annotation, molecular function: transporter activity. The record is from RefSeq and is a predicted model, not a curated record. Gene Ontology annotation, biological process: transport.